This is a messenger RNA of Armigeres subalbatus, 1739 nucleotides long. RefSeq lists its product as uncharacterized. The record is from RefSeq and is a predicted model, not a curated record. Gene Ontology annotation, molecular function: ubiquitin-like ligase-substrate adaptor activity; protein binding. The transcript has a single exon. NCBI's taxonomy places the organism in Eukaryota, Metazoa, Arthropoda, Insecta, Diptera, Culicidae. The coding region runs from base 213 to 1562 and encodes 449 amino acids. Gene Ontology annotation, cellular component: Cul2-RING ubiquitin ligase complex. Gene Ontology annotation, biological process: intracellular protein transport; proteasome-mediated ubiquitin-dependent protein catabolic process.
GGUUCCGAACGGUAUCAGUUGAAUCGUGAUCGUUUAACUAACAACAACAUCUAGCUUUUUCGUUCGCUCGUUUUACAUCGUAGAAGAGACGGAAGUUUGCGACGGUGGUUUAUUCAGAAGAAGAAAACAAGUUUUCAAGAACACGUUUCAAGGAGAAAAUUGAGUCUCAAGUGAAAGGACAAUUGUAGCCAAGUCGGAAAUCGGAAGCAAUCAUGAUUUCGCAAAUGUUUAAAGCUGUUAAUAAAGCCCGCUUCAGCGGCAUUCGGAUCGUUCCGGCUAAUGCGCCAUCACUGUAUCAAGAGUGCGUAAAAGUGUUUGUUGCCGAGGUGAAUCGAACCAACAAAAAUGGAAAACGGAUUUCGGAGUUGCAAUUUUUACCAACGGCUGCAUUGGUAAACAUCUUUGAGGAAAUGUGCCUUUACCCAGGCUUGCGUAACAUUCUGCGCCAGGAGCUCGCUGAUCCAGCUCUAUUCAUGAGAAUUUUCAACGGCCAUGCAUCGAAUCAGCACAUUUUAGACCGUUGCUUGCGCGAGGCCAGCUUGAGCGGAAAACCGGUUUUGUCCGACCUCGCUACUAAUUACUGUGAUAUGGCUCGUGGCGACCCACUGGAGCCAGGAUCGCCGGCCUUUAUGAGCCGUAUUCUGGCCACAAUGAAACUCGGCACCUAUCUGAACGAAGCCGGUUGGUCCAGUUCCAGUGUCGAUGUGUUAGUCAUAGCUAAAGACAUGAUCUCAUUGAUUAAGGACAAUCGAUUCUACAAUAAACUGGAACUGGAAUGCAUGCAGAAGUUGCUCCAUUCGGAAAUAAGCUGCUCCCAUCCAAAUGCCAGACAAACAAGCGAGAAUCUGCAGAAAUACAUCGUCGACAACACUAAUGCUGACGAUCUAGUCAAAUCGUACAUCGAAAUUUCCUACUUCCAUUACUCGGUUCAUGAGUACGAUCUUUGCCACGAUUUUGCCGUAAAAGUGAUGAAUCUGGUCACAGAUUCGACCGCCAUCGGUGACGUCAUCGCUGUUCUCCAACUGGAAGCAUUGUACUGCUUUGCUAAGGAGCGCUACGACCUUGGCUGUAUGCUAAUCUCGCAAGCCAUCCAUCGUGCUCGCUCUAAGUAUGGCAACCUGCACCCCCGCUACGCUGAUGUGAUCCUCACCUACGGUGAAUGUCUGCUGCUGAUGAACGCCGUUUCUGAUGCCAUUUCAACCUUCAUGGAGCUGCUCGAUAUCACAACCAAACUAUACGGCCAGCACACUCCCACCGUUCCGAUUGUGCAAGGGUACCUGGCCUACGGAUUUUACCUGCGUUCCCACACCACCGGGAGGUUCGAUAUGGCACAGAAUCACAUCGACAAGGCCAUCGCCCAUGCCAAGCAGAUCAUUCCAACGAAUCAGCGAGUACUUGGCGAUCUGAACGCCAUUUACAACAUUGUGAUCAAAGGCCACGACGGCGAACGCGCUGCCAUGAAGGAAAACCAUGCCAUCAGGGCCAACAACUAUCAAAUCUUCUCGUUCCCCGAAAUUCGAGACAAGUACGUUGAACUUCAUGCGUCGUUCGAAAGCGAAUGAUUAGUGGAUUCGCAUUCAUGUUCGAUUAGGAUUACAGAACAUAUCAUACCAUCAACUGAAUUUAUUUGCUUAUGUUAAGCUACUUUCGUACAAAAGACUUGAAACUGAUUAGACUGUAAGUGAUUUUUUAAAUGUUUUACCGUUUAAAUAAAACAAAUGCAUAUUCGUUAAAAAAAA